CAAACCCCUCCAUGGGAACCGAGCGCGGAGUCUUACGCCAUGCCGGGAAGCCAUGUCACGAUGGCAGCUCCAAGGAGCCGCUCCCGAAGUCCAAGGCCAGACAGCUGCUUCGAGAUGAAUGCGAGGUGGUGGAGUCAGCCUGGAAGCAAGAAGGAGGCCAAUGCCUUGUCGGACUACGACCGGGACGACAUCCUCAAGGAGAAUCCCUUGGCGCAAGGACACCUGGUGGCACUGAACCAGCAUGUCAUCACCUGUGACAGUCAGGAUUCCAAGACCCAGGAUCCAAUGGCUCUCUCCGAUGAGUGGUAUGUGCAAACUGCCCAAAGGCGGCCCAACUUCCAGAAGGAGCUGAAGAGACACCAGAAGCGAGGGUCUAAAGUUCUGUUGCUCCAGCGAGCCUAUGUGGAGAUGUUGUGCAGAAGUGUGGAGCAAGCUAAACUGAUCAUCGAAAGCGUUGACGAGUUGUGCUUCUUCCUUCUCACCAAGCGAGAUGCCAGCCAGGAGUGCUCUAGCAUCUUCGAUGAGCUUAACACGAGCGCUCUGCCAUUGACUGCACUGAUCUUCCCUGACCGCAAGAUCGGGCAAGCGCCUUUGUUCUUCGUGGUGACCAACAUGUUUCGCGGAUGCGGGCGUGAGGACAUUGAAGACCUUCAUUGCAGGACUGCCGGGGUGCUUUGGUCUCAACAAAUCACGAAAGGUAGCUUCAGCUACCUGAGUUCAUCCUCCCACAGGCCAUUCUGGGAACUCUCUGCUAGGGGAACUCUCUGCUUUUCUGCUUUGGUGCUGCUGCCGCUGCUGCUGCUCUUCAAAUCCCACGGAUCUCUCUCUCUCUUCUCUCUCUUCUCUCACCUCUUUGAAAGUUGCACUUAGUGACCUACCUUUCGUCCACCCGCUCCCAAUGAUGGCUAAUGGCUCAUGUUUGUUAUUGUGUAUUUAUUGUUCAUCCAGCUGCGAUGUUGGGAUAUGUUGGGAUACCCUUUUGUGUGAGCCAAACCCAGCCACAGAGUUGCCGAACAAUCUGCGUAACAGAGAGCAGACAUUUACAUAAUUUACAUAUAAUAUAUAAAAUGAUCAUAUGGUAAGUUGUCGUCAGAUAUAGUGAUUGUCCAUUGACUGCUGCUGCUUGCCCUUCAAUGAUCAGUGCAUACGUUCGCUCGAUCUCGCGAUGUUCGCUGAAAAGCCCGUGUGUCGAUGCGCAGGCUGGAGGAAAGC
Durusdinium trenchii is the source of this 1212-nucleotide messenger RNA. Lineage: Eukaryota; Dinophyceae; Suessiales; Symbiodiniaceae. The record is from the annotation of a GenBank genome assembly.